Chlorella variabilis is the source of this 1713-nucleotide messenger RNA. RefSeq lists its product as hypothetical. Gene Ontology annotation, cellular component: cytosol; endocytic vesicle. The record is from RefSeq and is a predicted model, not a curated record. NCBI's taxonomy places the organism in Eukaryota, Viridiplantae, Chlorophyta, Trebouxiophyceae, Chlorellales, Chlorellaceae. Bases 1 to 1713 code for a protein of 570 amino acids. The transcript has 10 exons. Gene Ontology annotation, molecular function: guanyl-nucleotide exchange factor activity; small GTPase binding. Gene Ontology annotation, biological process: vesicle-mediated transport.
AUGAGGGAUCCUGCUGCCGCCGACUUGGUUAGAAACAUCAAAAGCUUCAUCCGGCAGUUUGAAGAGCGGCCUGCAGGGCACCAAGUAGACCCUGAGGCCGACAGCGCCAAGGUGCAAGCCUUCCUGGCGCAGUCGGAGCAGCUGUUCCGGCAGCACCCCGUGUGGCGCGGCUGCCAGCCCGAGGUGCUGGAUCAGGCGGUGGAGGGCCUGGAGAAGUAUGUGAUGAGCAAGGUGUGGCGCCAGACCUUUGCGGUGUGGCAGGAGGACCGGGAGCGGGACGAGCGGUACCAGCGCCUGAUGCAGGCCCUGGACUUUGUGGACCUGCCCACCCUGAUGGGUGCCAACGUGGAGCCGGAUUCCAACCUGCUGGCGCUGGCACAGAGCGAGCUGCUGAAGAUGGACCGUUACAAGGCGCCACGCGACAAGCUGCUGUGCCUGGUGAAUGUGAAGACAAUGGUGGAGAACAUUGUGCAGCUGGCAGCCAAGGGAGGAGCCAACAUCGGCGGCGCCGACGCCUUCUUCCCCGUCUUCCUGUUUGUGGUGAUGCGCUCGCGCCUGCCGCACCUGGCCAGCAACGUGGAGUAUGUGAAGCGCUUCCGCAGCCGCGCGCGCCUGUCGGGCCAGUUUGACUACAUGCUGUGCAACCUGGAGUCUGCCGCCAUGUACCUGGACACAGUCAACUACGAGCACCUGGCGGUGAGCCAGGAGACGUUCUUGGCGCACCUGGCGGCGGCGGGCAUCCCAGAGGCUCACAUGGAGCUGCAGCGCAUGCAGCAGCAGCAUGAGCAGCAGCAGCAGGCAGCGGCGGACAUGGGAGCAGAGUAUGGCGGUAGCGGUGAUGGGCUGCUGGAGCAGGACCCCACACAGCUUGCCAGCAGCGGUGGCGAAGCUGCAGAUGGCGGCCGUGCAUCAUCACUGACGCCACUAGCUGAGCCUGCCGCGCCAUCACCAGUGCUGUUGGAACCGGCAGGGGUGGCUGGCGCUGGGGGCGGUGGCGCUGACAUCGGCACCGCCGAACCUCGGGAGCUGUCCUUUGUGGACACGGCGCUCCAACAAGCUUUGGUAGCAGCGCAGGAGCAGGAGCAGGGCGCAGCUCAGCAGUAUGCGGAGGCGGGCCUCGUUGAGGAGAUGGUGGCAGAGGGCACGCGGCAUGUGCUGGCGGCCGAAGCGGCGGGCCAGCUGCAGCAGCGCUACCCAUACAUGUAUGCUCAGGCGGAGGACCUGUCGCUGGCGGACGUGCAGGCGUUACUAGUGGGGUACAAGGAGCUCCUGCUGCGGUACGAGGCGCUGUCCCGCGCCUUCCAGCAGCAGCUGGGCCUGGCAGGCAGCGCAGAUAGCACGGCGGCGCUAGCUGGCAGCGGCACUGCGCACCGCUCCAAGCUUGAGCAGCAGCAGUACGGGUUUGGCAGCCUGGUUCUGCCUGAGGCAGAUGGCGGCGGUAGCUUAGGGCAGGGCGGAUACGCACACAGCGCCCCGCUGGCAGUUCCCUCCAGAGGGGCGUCGGCUGCGAGCCCGCAGGAUGCCUCACCCUCCGGCAAGUGGUCCCCCGGUGGCAUCCUGCACCGCAUCACCAGCAGCAGGACCCGCCGCACGCUGACGCCCCCAAAGGACAGCGAUGGCAGCAGGGGCGCAGAGGAUAGCACGCCGCUGGGGCAGGCUGGCCGCCAGCAGGAGGUGGCGCAGCCACAGCUGGCAGCCUGCUGGACCUGCUAG